AUUUCUUCCAGUUUGAAAAGCAGGAGCCGCCAUAUUUGAUUUGAAGUUUGCCUUCUUCAUUUGCCUUUGCGCCCGACGGUCGUCAAAAUUUUCAGCCUUUUCAGCUCGCUAUACCAUUCAAGCCAACCGAGGGUUCAUGACAACCGCGCUUUUAUAACUGUGGGCCAUAAAAGGGAGACAGAGAGCAAGUCAGAAUGGGUAAGCCGUUUUGGCCGAACGUGACCGGGAGUACCGUCAAAAAGGCCCGAGUCUACACCACCAAGAAGAACAGGAAGAAGAUCCAGUACAACACACGUGUAGUGGACGAUACGUGGGAAAGGAUGUGUAAGUUCAACCUGGGGGACGUCUCACCCUUCAGUUUGGACGACAGUCCAGUGGUCAAGCGGCUGGACGCUCGGACAGACGGUCAGGAGGAGUCCCCGGUGUGGUCGAAGGAUGGAGGGUUGUGUGGGGAGGAGGCUGUGAAAAGAGGCGGACCAUCACCAUGUAAGGAUGUGACAUCAGACUGGAACAACAGGACAGCACCGUCCAGCAACAAAGAGAACAACCUGAAACACAAGAAAAAAACAAGAAGGGUUCAAAAUGCCCUUGACAUGUCCAGUGACAGUGAUUUUUUGCCAAGCCAGAAGAGGAAGCGAAAGGCUCCCGCUCGACAGAAAAAGGCUUGUUCCAAGAAAGGAACGAAGAAAGCUCGUACAAAAGCCCCUGUGAAAACUGGCCAGUAUUCCUCUAAUUCUGAAGUACAGGGCAAAGGUGCAAACCACUCAGGACUCGGCCAUGUGAUUUCACAGAAGAGUAUGAACUUUAGCAAUACCUGGGGUGAGGAUGAGACAAGUCCUACAUACAACAACGUCCUAGGAGAUGCCUCUCUCCAAAAUGACAAGUCUUCAUCAAGCCACGCCCAUAACUCGUCCUUUUUCGACGAAUUGGUUCGGCAACGUUUGGACAAGUUUGUGACGAGGGACAGGAAAGCAAACACGCCGCCUUUCUUCGCGUCUCCCCUGGAUGGAACACCCAGCCAGGCGCAGCGAGAGAGUGGCAGUACAGCGCAGCUAGAGAGUCCCAGUGUAGACUGCAUGGAGCCUCCUGUAGUGAUGCUGUCUAACAUCUCGAACACUAGUAACAGGGAAUUAAUGGAGAACAUUGAUGUUGUGCUGGCGAAGGUAUCCUCAGACUCUUCAGAGGUGUUGGGUAGUCCCAAGGAACUAUCUUCUGCAGAGUUUGUUGUUCCAGAGUCGCCAAUAGAAGAGGAUGCCUCCGAGCUGUGUGCAGAGUUGUCUCCAGAGGCCACGCUGUUCAGAACGAGCACCCCCUGCAAACAGGAUCAUGCAAACAACCUCAGACAAGAAUCUAAAAGAAAACCUCAGGGUACAAGAAAACAGCCUUCUCGCCGCACAAAGCAGUCCAAAGGAGAAGCGGACGCACCACCUCCCAAGCGGCGCAGAGCAAAGAGCAGAACCACAGAGGAUGACGGUCAUGAUUCCAACCCCAGGAAAGUAGCGAAAACAAAACCGUCUCAGGGUACAAGAAAACAGCCCGCUCGCCGCACAAAGCAGUCCAAAAGAGACGCGGACGCUCCACCUCCCAUGCGACACAGAGCAAAGAGCAGAAUCACAGAGGAUGACGGUCAUGAUUCCGAGAGUUGCCACGGAAACACGACUAGCAAGGACAGAACAUUGAGAACAAGGCAGAAGAAGAAAAGUUCUAAGUCUGUGACGCCGUGUUCUGUCAUUAUGUCCAGGCUCAGCGAAGACGAUAUACAAAGGCUAUCAGCUGCAGGGAACAGAACUUCCAGAAGGAAAAAACAGUCAGGCAAUGUCAGAGAGUGCCAGAAGGAUGUGAAAAAAGGCAAAAAUAACAAGAGGACAUCAGCGCAGCAGAGGCAGAAAUCUUCCACAGAUGACUGCUUCAAAACACCCAAAACGCCUGCUUUACGUGCUGUCUUCACACCUAACACACGUGAUCUGUCCACUCCGGGUUGCCGUGUCACGCCCACCAGCAGCCGCAGGGCCAAGUCACCAGGGUCCGGUGUGAAGCAGACGCCCCUGCGGGGGUCUGCGGGCAUCCCCAGCAGGACACAGAGCAACAUUAUGUCUCCUUUGUUCAAGAAAGCAGUGCAGAACAGGUUGAGGAUGAGCCCCAAGGAAAAACUCUUGCUCCACUGUGAGCAAGAGAGAAUCCUCACCUUCCAGGAGUGUAUUCCCAGUGAGACCAUGAAGAAAUGUAAGAAGAUCGGAGAGGGUGUUUUUGGCGAAGUCUUUCAGACAACGAAAGAGAAUGGUGACAAAGUAGCAAUCAAGAUCAUUCCAAUAGAAGGGGACUUCCUUGUCAAUGACGAACCUCAGAAGAAAUUCGAUGAGAUCCUCCCAGAGAUUAUCAUUUCAAGAGAAUUAAGUGAACUCAAGCAUGGCACCCGCAACCAGACAAGUGGCUUCACUCCACUGCAUCGAGUAUGCCUUGUCCAGGGCACGUGGCCCAAACACCUUCUGUCCAUGUGGGACCAGUGGCACAAAGAAAGGAAGGAGGGUUCAGAGAAUGACAGGCCAGACAUGUUCCCGGACUCCCAGCUUUUCAUUGUGAUGGAGUUUGCAGACGGUGGCUGUGAUUUGGAACACUAUCAGUUCCACAGUUUGAGCCAAGGGAAGGCUGUACUACACCAGAUCUGUGUCGCCCUGGCCGUGGCGGAGGAGGCGCUAGAGUUUGAACAUAGGGAUCUCCACUGGGGGAACGUGCUAGUGAAGAAAAUGGACUCCGGCGAGAAAAUCUCCACCCACCGUCUGAAUGGAGAGGAAGUGUGCAUCCCUACGAGUGGAUUGGAGGUGAACAUCAUCGACUUCACACUGUCCAGGAUGCAGAAGGAUGGCCAGCCCCUGUACUGUGACCUUUCAGCAGACCCCACCUUGUUCACUGGGGAGGGAGACUACCAGUUUGACAUCUAUAGGAAGAUGAAGGAGGAAAAUCAGAAUGACUGGAAGAGACACCAUCCCUUCACGAAUGUCUUGUGGCUUGAUUACUUAGCCAGCAAACUCCUCACGAAGAAGUUCAAGUCCUCCAAGAAAUGUCUAAAGCCAUGGGAACAGAAGUUCCAAACCUUCCGCAAGGAAGUCUUGAAAUGCAGAACAGUUGCGCAGGUGUUGAAGGAAUGUCAGCUUUUUAAGGACAAAUAGAGUACAUUUUGUAUUUUGAAUACUGUAAUGGCAUGUUUUCUAUGAUGUAAAACUGGCUGUACUGUUGCAUUGAAUCUUUGAUACUAUUAUUUUGUCAUACUUUGGCCGUGAUAGCGUUAGAUGCAGGUAUUACUGAUCAGAUGAUAACUUGCGUUAUCACACAGGGCUCUACUUUUGUCACACAGACUUCCAUAGAGUAAUUACACUUCGGGUGCACAAAGUGUGCUGCUGUCUUAAUUUUGAAUACCAGAGUCAGCUUUUAGAAUUGCUGUUGUUACCAUAUUUUGCCGCAAACUCCUGAUGCAUUUUAUAUUGAAAUGUGUUUUUCCUUGGGUGGGUAGGACAUAAAGGAAAAAUAAUACGAUGUACUCUGCAUCACUCUUAAAUCCAACCUGCCCGUGGCUUGGGUAUUAUAGAUUACACGAUCUUGUGUACUACAUGUAUAUGUUGUUAUGUACAAACAGGUAUUUUUCCUUCAGUUAGGAAAAACUAAAGCAUGACUUCCCACAUUUGUAGAGUAUUGUAAAAAUGUUUUAUAAACUACUGAAAAGUAAAGUCUUGUGUACUACAUGUAUAUGCUGUUAUGUACAAACAGGUAUUUUCCCUUCAGUUAGGAAAAACUAAAGCAUGACUUCCCACAUUUGUAGAGUAUUGUAAAAAUGUUUUAUAAACUACUGAAAAGUAAGUAGCUGUGUAGUUUUUUUAGAUUUUCUAUCUGAACAUUUAAAGUUAUCAUAUCUCCAUUGUUACCUUUUCAAUUAUUGUAUCAUAAUAAAUUAUGUAUCAUUGUAAAACUUCCGGCAAUUGAUUAAGUAACAAUUGGUAUUUUCGACAAAAGUGUCCAAUUUGCUGAUUAAUAAAUGUUGCAUUGAUAAGUUUGUAAAACAGUAUACUACAGUAGCAUUAUUAGUGGAUUGAUAAAUAUAUUUUAUUACUUACAAUAAAAAACGAUUUUAACAUGA
Messenger RNA from Branchiostoma floridae (Florida lancelet), 4129 nucleotides. Its product is annotated as serine/threonine-protein kinase haspin-like. Gene Ontology annotation, molecular function: histone H3T3 kinase activity; ATP binding. The record is from RefSeq and is a predicted model, not a curated record. Gene Ontology annotation, cellular component: cytoplasm; nucleus. The transcript has 14 exons. Lineage: Eukaryota; Metazoa; Chordata; Leptocardii; Amphioxiformes; Branchiostomatidae. Gene Ontology annotation, biological process: mitotic cell cycle; intracellular signal transduction; protein phosphorylation. Bases 195 to 3167 code for a protein of 990 amino acids.